AUGUCGAGAAUAAAGAUCUGUAUAGUACAUCAACGUUCCGAUAUCAACAGCACAGCACACCAAAACCAAACCAAACCAGUCAAGAAUAUCAAGAUCAUACCACAAGCUAUUACAGGUUACUCCAGGAUUAACCAAAUAUUCGUUGCUAAAUCCAAGUGUAGACUGUCUAACAUCAGAGGUCAAACAUAUGAUGAAGUCAUCAACGAAUCUCGUCCAACCGAUGGUAAACCAAGAGUAUAA
Molecule: messenger RNA, 240 nt
Organism: Heterostelium album PN500
Lineage: Eukaryota; Evosea; Eumycetozoa; Acytosteliales; Acytosteliaceae
Exons: 3
Coding region: 1-240 (79 amino acids)
Source: RefSeq, a predicted model, not a curated record